CCGGAUUCCCCCCCACUCUUAUUCAGUUCCCAUUUGAUAACACUCCCAGUUGUCAUACACGAGUACCAAGGUACGUUCAACAACGCUGAGACUGAAGGUCGAAAUUUUGCUGAGGUGGCAUUGAUAGGGAAUAGCAAAAGCGGAAGUAUACUGAGUAUUGUCUAAACGUUUCCCAGUGGCUCACUACCAUGGCUUCAAAAAAACUAAAGAUUUUUAGUGGGCGUAGUGGGUUUAAUACCAAACUGGAACAUGACAAAUUAAUAGAUAGUAUUUUUGGUACAAUCUAUGGUAACUGUGUUGGUGAUGCUAUUGGACUGCUGACAGAAUUCAUGGCGAAACCAGAAGCUACAGACUGGUAUGGUCAUGAGAAGGAACUAGAAUUGAACAUGAAAGAAAGAUUGAAUCGUCAAGGUUACAGGUGUCAUCAAAGUAGAUGGAAAACUGGUGACUGGACUGAUGACAGUGAUCAAAUGAUCCUGAUACUACAAUCAAUAAUAGAUAAUAAGGGAAAGGUUGAUCCAACAGACUUUGCAAAGAAAAUGCUUGACUGGGCACACCAUGGUUUUCCGGAGCUUGGUGACACUGGGGGUAUGGGUAUAGAAAAUACAACAUAUCAAGUUCUUACUCACAAUGCGUUUAAAGGACCUAAACCACACAAGGCAGCAGAAGCUGUAUGGAAAUCUAGUGGAUGUUUUCUGGCAACCAAUGGUGCUGUUAUGAGGACCUCCAUACUUGGCAUUCAUAACUUUGAUGAUAAGGAAACAGUUGUCAAUAAUACAAAAAAGAUUUGUAAAACAACUCAUGCUGAUUCGAGAUGUGCCGCAUCAUGCGUAGCCGUAACAUCAGCAAUAGCAAUGAUGUUAAAAGGUGACCGACAUAGAGGUUUAAAUGGUGAAGUUGUUGCUGGAGGGAUAAUUGAAGAUGCCUUUCAUGAAGCUAAAAAAUGUCUUUCUACCAAUACAGAGAUAAAUGAACUACAUUGGUAUAUGAAUGUAGAGAAAAUAGAUGAGCUAAAAUUAGAUGAGUCUGCUAAGAUUGGUUAUACGUAUAAGUGUCUUGGUGCUGCAUUUUGGGCUUUCAAACAGAAUGAUUUCAGACAAGCACUGACAACAAUUGUCAGGGAGGCUGGUGAUGCUGACACUAAUGGUGCUGUUGCUGGUGCCCUAUUGGGAUGUAAACUGGGAUUUCACAAAUUACCCAAAUCAUGGACAGAUGGUCUACUACACAAGAAUUGGCUAGAAGCAAAGAUAAAACAAUUUUUGGGGAUAAAAAUGGGAUCACUUGUCAAACAAAUGACGGAAACAACUGCUGAACAAGUUCCAGAUUUAAAAAAAUAA
This is a messenger RNA of Saccoglossus kowalevskii, 1337 nucleotides long. RefSeq lists its product as uncharacterized. The record is from RefSeq and is a predicted model, not a curated record. Lineage: Eukaryota; Metazoa; Hemichordata; Enteropneusta; Harrimaniidae.